Molecule: messenger RNA, 1677 nt
Organism: Brassica napus (rape)
Lineage: Eukaryota; Viridiplantae; Streptophyta; Magnoliopsida; Brassicales; Brassicaceae
Product: annexin D5
Exons: 6
Coding region: 558-1508 (316 amino acids)
Cellular component (GO): cytoplasm
Molecular function (GO): calcium-dependent phospholipid binding; calcium ion binding
Source: RefSeq, a predicted model, not a curated record
ACGAGGAUCUCAUAUAUAACUAAAAAUUUAGUGAUCGAUCAAAAAAGUUAUAAGCAAAAUCUUAUAUAUUUUAAAUUUUUCUAUUUGUUGUCCAUUCAUAUAAAUUAUAAAAUGACUUGAAACUAAUAAAAAUGAAAUAAUAUAUUAAUUAAAUAUGAACUUAUAUACUUAUGAAUAUUUAUACAUGUGCAAGGGCACGUAAAAACUACCUAGUUACCUAGUAAAUAUAUAAGAAAUAUAACAUAUUAUUAUACUUUUUAAUUAUAAAACGUUUUGUGGGAAUUGUUUAUAUUGAAGCAUCCAUCGUCACAUUUAACUGAACGAAACAGAGAAUUCAACUCCUGAAACCAAGGUCCAAUGUCCAUUUCCUUGGCAUAUUUCAUAUUUGGCAAAACACAUUUUCCCUAAACUAUUCAACAUCCACAAAUCACCACCACCACCAACAAACAAAAUCCAAAACAAGAUCAAAGAAAUACAAAAAAAAAAUCAAGAAAUUAAGAAGAAGAAAAUCUUAUAACUAUCUUGUUUUGAAUCUUAUUGAAGACGAAAGAGAAAAAAUGGCAACAAUGAAAAUACCAAUGACGGUACCUUCUCCUCGAGUCGAUGCCGAGCAGCUCUUUAAGGCCUUCAAAGGAAGAGGUUGCGAUGCUUCGGUAAUAAUCAACAUCUUAGCUCACCGCAAUGCAAUGCAACGAGCUCUCAUCGAACAAGAAUACGAAACAAAGUUCUCAGACGACCUUCGCAAACGUCUCCAAUCCGAGCUUCACGGUCAUCUCAAGAAAGCCCUUCUUCUGUGGAUGCCUGAAGCAGUAGAGCGAGACGCUUCAAUACUGAAACAAGCACUGAGAGGAGCCGUGACUGAUCACAAAGCGGUCGCUGAGAUUAUAUGUACACGCUCUGGCUCUCAGCUUCGUCAGAUCAAACAGGUUUACUUAAACACUUUUGGUGUCAGGGUCGAACAAGACGUUGAAUCUGAAGCUUCUGGAAAUCACAAAAGAGUUUUGCUCGCUUAUUUGAACACUACACGGUAUGAAGGACCAGAGAUCGAUGACAAGAUCGUAGAGAAUGACGCUAGGGUUCUCAAGAAGGCGGUUGCGAGGAAGCACAAGUCUGAUGACCAGACACUGAUUCAGAUUUUCACAGACCGAAGCAGGACUCACCUGGUCGCUCUUAGAUCUACCUACCGUUCGAUGUUCGGCAAAGAACUUGGAAAGGCCAUUAGGGAUGAGACACGUGGGAACUUCGAGCAUGUCCUUCUGACGAUCUUACAGUGUGCUGAAAACUCUUCUUUCUAUUUCGCAAAGGCGCUGAGAAAAUCGGUGAAAGGGUUAGGAACAGAUGACACGGCGUUGAUUAGAAUGGUGGUGACAAGAGCAGAGGUUGAUAUGCAUUACAUUGUUUCAGAGUAUCGCAAGAGAUACAAGAAGACUUUGUACAAUGCUGUUCAGUCUGAUACAAGUGGUCACUACAAAACUUUUCUCCUCUCUCUUCUUGGCCCCAACGUUUGAUCUUAUGUAUCUAUAUAUAUAUACCCAAACCUUCACAUUCAUUCUUGGAGUAUUUUUUUAUAUAUCUAUAUAUCAUUCAAUAAUUCUUGUAAAAAUAUCUUGAAAGGAAGAUAUAAUAUGUUCAACAAAGAGCAAUUGAAAAGCUAUGUUUUGCAGAAUAGAGUAAUCA